Messenger RNA from Liolophura sinensis, 1531 nucleotides. RefSeq names its product 15-hydroxyprostaglandin dehydrogenase [NAD(+)]-like. Gene Ontology annotation, molecular function: oxidoreductase activity, acting on the CH-OH group of donors, NAD or NADP as acceptor. The transcript is spliced from 7 exons. The coding region runs from base 76 to 825 and encodes 249 amino acids. The record is from RefSeq and is a predicted model, not a curated record. Gene Ontology annotation, cellular component: cytoplasm. NCBI's taxonomy places the organism in Eukaryota, Metazoa, Mollusca, Polyplacophora, Chitonida, Chitonidae.
AAUACUCAUUUUCAGUCAUUUUGCGUAAGAGUGUUGUGGUUUCGCGUACUCCCUAGCCAUUCCCCAAUACCAAGGAUGCUAGUGCAGGGUAAAGUAGCAUUGAUAACCGGGGGUGCACGGGGCAUCGGGAGGGCCAUAGGCGAGGAGUUGCUGCGACAUGGGGCAAAGGUGUGUUUGGUGGAUCUACUCAGUAAUGAGUUGUCUCAGACGGAAAAUGAGCUAAAGAAGGAGUUUGGUGAGGAUAGGGUGGCAACGUCUGUCGCCGACGUAACCAAGGAGGAGCAAUUCACGGCAUCAUUUGAACAGACACUUUUGAAGUUUGGGAAACUUGAUAUCCUGGUGAACAACGCGGGCAUAUUGAACGAAAAACGCUGGGAAGCCAUGCUGGACGUCAACCUGGGAGGAACUAUCCGCGGCACACUCCUGGCCAUGAAGUUCAUGAACCCGGAGGCUGGCGGUGUUGUUGUCAACGUAGCAUCUAACGCAGCUAUAUUUCCAACUGCAGGCGUAAUGCCCCUCAUCCCGGUAUACGCUACUGCUAAGGCCGGGGUCGUCACCUAUACGAGGUGUUUUGCGCUGAACCAAGAUCUUAUAGCUAAGAAGAUCCGGUUGGUAAGCGUGUGCCCCACAGUCACGGAAACCAACAUGCUGAGAGACAAUUAUGAAGGCAGAUCCUGGGACAAUGAUGCUUUAUUAAACAUCGACAUGUCUAAUGUGAUGCAGACUUCCGAAGUUGCAGUGAUAUGUCACGAGUUGAUCAAAGACGAAACGAACAGUGGAAAGGUAGCUUUGAUAGAAAAUGUAAAUCAGUACAAGUUCGUCUGAAGACAGCAUAUUCUAACCUCAAACAGAGUAAUUUCAAAAGAUGUAGUUGUAUAAACGACAACUAUACGGGUUACAGGCUAAUCGGAACGUGCUGUCAAAGGUCAUUAUACGGAUCCGGGACUUUCCCUCUCGGACAUUCUUCCCGAUGGAUAAUUCCUCCUAUGGGCAUUUCCCACCUUGGACAUUUCAGUCCAUGAACAUUUCCCCCUGUGGACAUUUCUCUCUAUGAACAUUUCCUUCUAUGGCCAUUUCCUCUCAGGACAUUCCCCAUAUGGACAUAUCCCCUUGGGAGAUCUCCCCCCCCCCCCCCCGCCAAUGGACAUUUCCCACUUGAACAUUUACCCCUAUGGAUAAUUCCUCCUUCGGAUAUUUCCCCUUAUGGGCAUUUCCCCCUAGAACAUUCCCCCCCCCCCCCGGACAAUUCCCCCUGUGGACAUUUAAACAUUUCCCCUAGAACGCUUUCCCUAUGGACAUUUCACCUAGGACAUUUCCCCCAAGAAUAUUUACCCCUAUGGAUAAUUCCUCCUUCGGAUAUUUUCCCCUAUGCACAUUUUCCCCCAUGUACAUUUCCGCUAACAUGCCCCUAACAUAUGUAACCAGGUUAUUUGAUAAAAUAUGUUGGGUAUUUACUUGAUCCACUGAUUAGCAUAAUAAAUAAGCAAAGUAACCCAGAGGAAAUCCAUUUUGACGCUAAAUAAAUUACAGU